Penicillium coprophilum is the source of this 882-nucleotide messenger RNA. Its product is annotated as RTA1 domain-containing protein. The record is from RefSeq and is a predicted model, not a curated record. NCBI's taxonomy places the organism in Eukaryota, Fungi, Ascomycota, Eurotiomycetes, Eurotiales, Aspergillaceae. Gene Ontology annotation, cellular component: fungal-type vacuole; plasma membrane. Bases 1 to 882 code for a protein of 293 amino acids. The transcript has 3 exons.
AUGGCGAGCUACGCGACUUGCUCAGAAGUAGGCCCACUGUGUCCCGUCGAAAGCACAACAUACGGAUAUUACCCCAGUUUCGGCGGGAACAUCUUUUUCACGGCUUUUUUUGCCCUGCUCGGAUUAUGUCAAGCCGGCCUCGGUGUCUACUACCGAACAUGGACAUUCCUGAUAGCUCUUCUCGUUGGGACAUUAAUGGAAAUGGCCGGCUACAUUGGCCGAGUGCUCAUGCACGAUAACCCAUGGUCCGGGCCCGCCUUCAAGCUUCAGAUCGUGUGUCUGGUUCUUGCGCCGACUUUCGUCGCUGCAGGUGUCUACCUGACAUUGAAGCAUAUCAUUCUGAGCUUGGGACCCGAACAUUCGAUCUUGAAACCGCGCCUUUUCACCUGGAUUUUCAUCGGAUGCGACAUUGGAUCUCUUCUAUUACAGGCUGCUGGAGGUGGUGUCGCUGCGGCCGCUGGAAAAAACGAUAUGAAAAUGCUCGAUGCAGGUGACAACAUUAUCAUUGCCGGUAUCGCCUUCCAGGUCGCGACCAUGGUUGUAUGUGCAUUCUUUGCUAUUGUCUUCUUCUGGAGGGUCUUCAAGAGCGGUGAUGGGUUUUCAGGCGAGAAGAAUCUCGAUACCGGUGUUUCGCCAAUCGUUCCCAAGUGGAUGCCGUUCAUCGUGGGCGCCGAGAUAUUUGCCUAUGUCACAGUUUUGAUUCGCUGUAUCUAUCGUCUCCCGGAGAUGGCUGGUGGCUGGGGAAAUCCACUGAUGCAGAAGGAGAAUGAGUUUCUUGUCUUGGAUGGAAUGAUGAUUGCUCUGGCCUGUCUGGCCUUCACCAUAUUCCACCCCGGAAUCUUCCUCCCAUCAUUGCGCUUUGCGCCCAAGAACCGCACAUAA